This is a messenger RNA of Eutrema salsugineum, 2343 nucleotides long. RefSeq lists its product as uncharacterized. Bases 1 to 2343 code for a protein of 780 amino acids. The transcript has 4 exons. The record is from RefSeq and is a predicted model, not a curated record. Lineage: Eukaryota; Viridiplantae; Streptophyta; Magnoliopsida; Brassicales; Brassicaceae.
AUGAGGUUCCUUGCUCCUGGACAUGGGAUAAACCAUCGAAUUAGGCCGUUGCGAAACGAUCCCAGAUGCCGAGGUGGGAGGUGUUACAGGAUCUCGCCGAGCCCUUCCAACCGUGAAUCUGAAGGUGACGAGGCGUCGAAUAGCUCCGAUUCGUCAGGCGCUCGCUCUCCAGAUGACGAGCCGUUGGUUUUGACGAGCCGCCCUCAGGAUCCCGCCCUCGACGAAGAAGUUAAUCAUGCCGUAGUGAAAUCCGAGGAGGAAGCGUUUCCCUUUGAUUUGUUCAAGGCGAAGCGUGAAUUAGAACGUCUCAUGGCGUCCCGAGGUGCCUCUACAUCUGGGCGAGAGAAACGAGUGAAAAGACAAAAACCUGACCCGCCCGGCUCUACGCUCUCCUCCCCUGACUCAUUCGAGGCGUUGAGAUAUCGUUUUGGGAUAUCCGAGGCGGUGGAAUUUGUCGUCCCAGAGAAGAAUGACCGAGCCGACAAACCUGCUGAGAAUCACUUCACUCUAUACGAGGCGUUCUUUGAGCUUUGCUUUCUCUGGUUCCCGAUCCCCGGAGUUAUCCUUGAAUACCUCUGGAAACAUGGAAUCUCAAUCGGGCAGAUAAUGCCGAGGGGUCUGCGGCACAUGAUUGGUAUUUUGGUUCGAAGCUUUGAAUACGGGCUUGAUAUUGAACUGAAUCACCUGCUAAACUUGCUGGAAAUCAGGAAAGCUCUGAAGGGAGAUAAAUUCUAUAUUUCCAACAAGUCCAAUCGUCGGAUUAUAGGCGGUUUUCCAAGCAAGGAUCAGUUCUGGACCGAGCGCUUUUUCUACGUCUUGGUGAACGAGGCGUCAGUUGGCGAGGACUACGUUCACAAAACCAAAACCGCUUGGGGACAACUUGUUUGGAACAUUCUUCCCCCGAUUUCCGACGACCUCUUUGUUGUUCGAGAUUCUCUUGCGGCUCGGAGAGUUAAUUGGAGGAAGCAUUUUUCAUUCGAGAGAGUGGAAAGAGCACGAGCCAUUCUUGCCAGAGUUCCUGUUAGCUCUUCUUCUUCAAAUUCUUCGCUAGACACCAGGGAAAAGAUGGUGAUCAUUAACCUUAGAGACAAGAAAAGGCGUGAAGAAGAGGAAGCUGCGAGACGAGCCGCCGAGGCGGCUCGAACAGAGGCCGAGGCUGUCCCUCAGAACGAUCCGCCGAGCCGUGAAGGUGAAGGCACGAUCCGAGCCGCGGAGGCAAACGUUGCCGAGGCGACCGAGAAUGAAACAGUGCCUGAGGUGGAACCAGGCAAGAUUAUUCCUGAGGCGCCCAAAGAUGACUCUGCGGCGCGGAGUAAAACUCCUCCAAACUCAGCUAUUCUGGCUCUUCCGAAGUCAUCGAGGCCCCCGACUUCGGUUGUACAGAAGCAUGAUUCUAGCCGAAAACGUUCGGCUACUGAUAAGGGGAAGGGCGUUGCUGUCCAAAAGGACGAGCCGUCCAAGAAGAAGCGCAAGCAGGCUCCCGGUGAUCCCGCUGCACGCAAACUGGUUGUCGACGACCCUGACGCCUCGGCAAUAAUGUUCGCAUGUGUUAAUAAUGCGAACACGCGUCUUCCUCCUCCUGAGAAGCUGAGGAGACCGAGGUCGUACGGCGCGAUGGCACAGCGCGGUACCAAGUUUGUAGCGGCCAUCAACGAGCUGAUGGCUGAAUACGAGGCAGACCUGUCUAAGGUUGAACGUUGCUUGGACGAGGCUCGAAACGAGACCACGGCGGCGAAGGGGAAGCUGAACGAGGCGAUGACUAGGGUGUCGAGGCUGGAAGAGGAGAAGAUAGUUCUCCGCGCUGAUGUUGACAAGGUCUCUGCCUCGGUCAUUCGCCUCGAGGAGGCUAGGAGAGCCAAAAGCACCGAGGUGGCGUUGUUCAAAAGGCAUAUCGAGGCCAAGUUCAAGCGUGCGAAAAAGGAAGCGAGGCGAGAGCUGACGACUAUGUUUCAGGAGCGCCUCGCCAAGGUAGAGGAAGGUUUGGCCAAGCUUGAGAAGGCCAAAUCCGACGAGAACGAGCUGGGUCAAAUCAAGGGCAACCUUGUGAUGAUUGCCGACCUGAAGAAACCGGACGCCCCAACGCUCGAUGAUGAGGAGGCGAAGCUAAAGAGCUGGGAGAGCGAGUACGCCGACGACGAGGCGUAUGAGCGCAUUGCCUCUGAGAUUCGAGGUGAGCUGGUCCUCUCGCCCGUAUCGACGGACUCGGUAGACACCAGCCUUGGUAACGAGCCUCUCGAAGAGUCAGCGGCCAACUUGGGCUUUGUAGAUCCGACCGGAUCAAAUGCGGGUACGCCGGCCCUCUCGAACCUCCUUGCCGAGCGUGAAACGCAGUCUGCGGCUUGA